UUUUGUUACCGGCGGUAUUUCUUGUCAGCUCCAUCGGUGGCGGGCGAGUUUGCGAGGGUUUUUUUGGUGCCGUUUUCGCAGGUUUGCCGGCCAUUUCAGUAAUGGUGGUUUCGGAAAACAUGACGUAUAUAAAGCGGGAAAAUCUGACUGUUGGAAUUGUUUCAAUCUUGCGGCCUUCUAACACACUUGAGACCGUUGACGCUCAAAAUCAGGUCAUGAACUUCAAACAAACAGGCGCUGCCUUUAAGUAGAUUGUGAAUGCCCAUAGUAGUAUAUAGUUGAUUCUUACCGCAGAUAUAUACAAUCCUGUAAACAUUGUUACAGGAUGUUGAUAAUUGUGGGGGUUUGUGGAUUGAUAUCAAUUGCAGUGUUAAGUUAUAUUGCAAUAAUGGUAAUGGUGGGCAGAAUGAGGAGGAAAAGAGCAGUUGGGUUCUUUCAUCCCUACACAAACGACGGUGGUGGAGGUGAAAAGGUAUUGUGGUGUGCAGUGAAGGCCAUUCAGGAAGAAGCCCCUCAUCUGACAUGUUUUAUUUACACAGGCGAUGAAGCUUCUCCUCAGAGUCUUCAAGCUCGAGCUCUAGAUCGCUUCGGUGUAACUCUUCUUUUUCCUCCCCAGGUGAUACGCCUGUACAAGAGGAAAUGGAUAGAGGCAGCCACAUACCCCCAUUUCACACUCAUUGGACAGAGUCUUGGCUCAGUGUUACUUGCAUGGGAAGCUCUUAACAAGUUUAUGCCCAUUCUUUAUUUUGAUACUAGCGGCUAUGCUUUUACAUAUCCUCUUGCACGUUUAUUUGGCUGUAAGGUUGCUUGUUACACACAUUAUCCAACAAUCAGUUCAGAUAUGCUUUCUCGUGUUCUGAGCCGCAAUUCAAUGUAUAACAAUAACAAUGUUAUUGCAAAAAGCUAUUGGCUAUCGGCAGUUAAGGCAGUAUACUACAAGCUAAUGACUUGGAUGUAUGGAUGGGUGGGUUUAUAUUCAAACUUGGUGAUGGUAAACUCAUCAUGGACACAAUCUCAUAUUGAAUUGUUAUGGAAGAUACCUCAACGAAUUAGAAGAGUCUACCCUCCCUGCAAUACUGAGUCCCUUCAGGAACUUCCUUUAGAGAGACCAGAAAAUAGUUGUAAUUUCAUAUCAGUUGCUCAAUUUCGACCAGAGAAGGCCCAUGGUAUUCAACUGGAGUCAUUUGCUAUUGCUGUGAGAAGAGUAAAAUUAGAAGCACCGGAUCAACCAGAUGUUCAAAUUAUACCAAGGCUUCAAUUAGUUGGAAGCUGCCGAAAUAAGGAAGAUCAAAAUAGGUUGCUGGGGUUAAAGAUGAAAUGUGUUGAGUUGGGAAUAAGUAAACAUGUUGAUUUCUUUGAGAAUGCGAGCUACAAAAAUCUGGUGGAUCUCCUUGGGAUGGCCAUCUCUGGGCUUCAUUCAAUGACAGAUGAACAUUUUGGCAUAAGUGUUGUAGAGUACAUGGCAGCUGGUGCGGUUCCAAUUGCUCAUAACUCUGCAGGACCAAAGAUGGACAUUGUUUUAGAUGAAGAUGGGCAAAAGACUGGGUUUUUAGCCACUAGUGUAGAUGAAUUUGCCGAUGCAAUAUAUGCUCUUAUGAGAAUGCCAGAGAAAGAGCGCUUAAAAAUUGCUGCAGCUGCCAGAAGACGUGCAUCUAGAUUUUCCGAAGAGAGAUUUUAUCAUGAUUUUAAGGCUGCAAUGCAUUCGUUGUUGAGUGAAUUAUGAGACAGGAUUGGUUUCUCAAGAAAUAAGCAUCGAAUAUAUAGUCUCCUAUAGAGGGAAUUCAGUUGUGUAUCAAGAAGCUUGAAGGUUAUAUGUAAUGAUGUUACAUAGGUUAUAUGUAACAGCGUUGACUGCAAGACAACGCUGUUUGUAGGACUAUUCUGAAACUGACCCAAAGUUGGCCCUGUUUCCCAACUUCGUUUGUAUAUCAUGAAGGGUAAGUUCACUGCAUCUUCUUAUUUAGUUUUUGAUUUUUCUGUA
Cryptomeria japonica (Japanese cedar) is the source of this 1981-nucleotide messenger RNA. RefSeq names its product GDP-Man:Man(3)GlcNAc(2)-PP-Dol alpha-1,2-mannosyltransferase. The coding region runs from base 326 to 1723 and encodes 465 amino acids. Gene Ontology annotation, biological process: protein N-linked glycosylation. Lineage: Eukaryota; Viridiplantae; Streptophyta; Pinopsida; Cupressales; Cupressaceae. The transcript is spliced from 7 exons. Gene Ontology annotation, molecular function: GDP-Man:Man(3)GlcNAc(2)-PP-Dol alpha-1,2-mannosyltransferase activity. The record is from RefSeq and is a predicted model, not a curated record. Gene Ontology annotation, cellular component: endoplasmic reticulum membrane.